AAGGCGAGCAGAUGGCCUCCUGGGGUCGAGAUAUAGCGCCGCUCGCUUUUAAGGUGUGGCAAAUUAAGUAGCGCCGUUGCCGUUCUAUAGAGUCUCUCGCUUCGGGUGUUUCGUUUUUUCUAGUCUGUGAGUGUAUCGAUCUAGUUCCCGUAUUCGGUUUCUGUCCUUGUUGGUUAAGUAAGUGACAUGUGUGACGGCUGGGCGGUUAAGUAAGUAAUGGAGUAGGUGAAGAAGAAGGAGUGGGCUCGCUAGUUGAUUAAUGGAGGGGCUUCGGAGUGGCGUUGAGGGUUCAUCUUCGCGCCCUCCGUCCCCCAACUCACUACCUACGUGCGGCGGCUUCUUCUUGUUCCCUCGUCACGUAUUUCAGUGCAUCAAUGUGGGUAGCCAUUCUUGCGCUUGUUCUAUGUAUCUUGUGGCUUGUGUCUUGGCCAGCGCGGCGUCUUUUCUUUGUGCUACGACAUUGGCUCAAGCUUCGAGAUGAGUAGACGUCUGACGUUUACGGACAUGGCUACUCCUUCUGAUUUGAGGCGAGAAGAAUGCGCAUGAAGCACAGCCGGCAAGCAACUGACUGCGCGCCCCUUACGACACCGACUGAUCUCCGGAUCGCUGUCGGCUGGGUUUCUCACGUCUGUCUGUGUUCUUCUCGGUGAGCUUCUCUCUCUGAACUCGUAGAGAGAGCGACCCGGCUUUUGCUUUCGCGACUGCUCUAACGAUGUUUUUGGAAUGUAGCCCGACUUCGUACUAUGAAGGCAGAAUUAGGCCAGUUGGAGCAUCUGAGGGAGAAGGAGGCAUCCUGGAACACAAAGGCAAGCAAGAGUCCGCAAAUAAAGGACGCGGCCUUGGAAAUGGAGGGCGAGCUGUUGCAGGACGAGCUUGCGGCAGUUGAGAGGUCGACCGAAUUGUAUGCGAUAGACAGGCGAAGUAUUCAGCAGCUCGAGGAGACAUUGAGCGCGGACGUUAGAGCGCUCGAGGGCAGCGACCACGGCGGCCUUUUCUUCGGUGGGAAUGGCGAUAGCGUAUUGCUGCUUCUUGGUCAUUUUUGCUUUCUUACUCUUUCAGCUUCGGGCCUCCACUGAUAGACUGAGGCUAGUUCUUGUUCCAGUCAUGUGUCUGGGUCUACGCCUGCUUACCAAAAGGAGAGCGCCGCACGCUUGUUGCCUUUUUCAGUACCGAUGGGCAUUUAUAUUUUUUAUUUGCUUUAUUUAAGUAGUUUAAGGCAUACAAAAAUACACUAGACAAAAAACUGGAAGGCGCGCCAAUAGUGGGCUGCUUGGAAUAAAGGGGGGCGCGCUUGAAAAAAGGGGGGCUUGAAUUGCUGAGCCACCAAGUAAGGGAAGGCGGUGACCGGCUGGCAGUCUGGGGGCUAUGGCUUAGCCACAGGCUGGCCCCAUGCGUGACGCUCUACUCUGGCGGAGCGGAAACCGUACGACGAGACGGGUUCGGGACGGGAUUCCACUGGGAUGAAGCUGCACUGAAUCAGGGCGGCAGCACGAGUGGUCUGAAAUCAAUCCAGAAGGGGUGGGAACGCGAGCAACAGACUGGGGACAGACAUGAGCUGCGCCCGCGAGGGGGGGAGCGCGUAAACAAAGCGGGCGCGCGGCGCGGAGGCGGGGGCCGUGCUUUGACAGGUUUGAAAACGCGCGGCGACUUAGCCAAGCAACUGGGUGAACACAGUCCAAAGCGAAAGGCGGCGGGAGCAGGACUGGAAUGGGAUGCAAGGAAGCCAGUCCAAGCUGGGGGGAAACGUCGCGGAAGCUGAGAGGCAGCCGGCAGUGCGCUGGGCAGCUGGCUCGGUAUUCGACGGAGCUGAGAGUGGGCACCAGGAUUAGGCUGCUGCUGUGCCAGGCUGAGGCCCAGGGCUCGAGUGGUGGAAACUUAGCGGCACAGCCUGAAGGGGUGAGGAGCUACGCCGGAGCCGGGCUUUAACGCAGCUGGGCUCGCUGCAGCUUGACGGAGCUGGGGCCGGGUUUUGUCGAGUGGGGUCAAUCCCGAUGAGGCUUCGCCGAAAGUGGCUGAGGCGAUUUGCGAGAUUUGGGAGCGGGCUUGCGCGGUUCUUGGGCUGAAGCGGAAGCGGGGGAAAGCUGAGCGCCCUAAGCUGAAGCCGUGCGGGGCUCGUUUGGGUCAGUGAAAUAUAUUGCACAAAGCUGCGCACCAGACUGAAGCUGAACCAAAGGGGGCGCCGGCCUGCCUUCUUUGUGUCAGAAAAUUGAAACCAGCCCGGGCGGGCAUAGCUGCUAUAGAGGUAGAGCGCGCGGAAGCGCGUGGGGCUUGGCAGUGUCGAAAUGCGUGGCGCAGUUUUUCUCAUCAGGGAGGGAAGGAUGAGAGAGCGCCAUGACAGUCCAAGCCGACUGGGUUGGCUGCAUGGCUGUACAAAGCGAAGGGAAGCGAGGGCGGGUGAGUGAAUUGCAGGCCAGUCGCUGCGCUGCAAGUCGCCCGCGAGGUCACCUGCAACGCACACGCGAGGCAGCUCGAAGGAACUAGAAGGGCCACCAUGGGAAGGCUCGCUUCGGCAGUAUGGCUGCCUGGUGUGGAUGGGGGUGCAGGGGUUACCAUCGUGGCGCCAAGUUGCUCACUGAAGCAGGGCCACCCCUGGGGGAUCGUGCUGCAUCUUGGUGCCUUGGCUGGCUACGUAGAAAGAAUCCGCAGCCUAUCAAAGAAAAAAAGUGCUCGUCCCCAGAUCCGGUCGCCGGCCGCGAAUUAAAUUGCCGCCAGGUGAGAAAGUGGAGCCGCAUAGCGCAAGGCGGUCCAGGUAGCCGGGCUAACUAUUGAGCCAGCGAAGGGCGAGGCAGUCGCUUGCUACUGCAGCUCGCUUGGCAAGGUUCUUUGGCUGCCUUAAGGCACAAAGCCAAGGAAAGCGAGCACAUGAGAGGCAGCGCAGCAGGCCGGCGCGAAGUCUGCUGCGUGUCAAUGUCAAAGCUUGCGGGGCCACUCCGAAGUUACUACGAACGGUGGCAAACGCCUUCGCCCGAUCCGGGUCCACUCGACCCAGCCACCCCCCCUCCCCUCCUCGGCACGGCAUGGAACCGCAAACGCGUGGCGCCGUCCUCACUGUUGGCGCUUCAAGGUUUACUCAUCCGGCGGCCAUGGCGUCUUGGCGAUCGCCGUCAGAGGAUUUGCUGAAGAGAUGAGCAAAAAGAGAAAGGCCAAGGGGUCAGCGAGCUUUUUUGUUUGUGUCUUAGCGUGGGACCUUUUUGGCACACAAAACCUGAGGAGUUUGCGCGGGGCCUAGUGGGUCUAAGCCUCAGACAGAGGAGGGCCCCGCGAAUCUCCGACAAAGGUGCCACGAAAAGGCACUUUAGUUUUAUGCCGCGCAUCUUGGAGCGAUCCGAAAAGGGUCCUCAGACUUUGCAUGACAGACACACAGACACACAGACCAACGCAAAGGGCAGAACCUUGCAGCCGCAGCGCGCCCGCCUACCACUGUUCUGCCGCGGCUACGCUGCGCCACAACCCGGCGCGCGCCAUCCGCGGCCUGUGCUAGCUUUGGCAGCCGCCCCCUUUGUUGUGCAGCCUCUCAGGGCCACCGCGUGACCCCUCUCCCGCAUAUCAACACGCGGAAAGGCGCCGAAGGUGAGACUGCAGCCAUCUUGGUCAGAGGACGAUCUCGAGGGACUGGCCAGGCAAGCCCCUUGGGUGUGUCUGGCUUCUCGUCAAAUUCUAGCCCACCACCGACGGCUCCCACACGCCAACAGCCCAAGCGGGCGGGCGUGGUGAUGCGCUUUCGGGCUCGCUGCUUAUCGCCGCGCCUAUUCUGCGGAGUUCCCGCUUGAGUUUAUUUCUUUUAAUUGCAGCGAGCAAGAUCUAAGGAUGGAGAUUUUUUCCCGUUCGAUACAGCCUACAUGUACAUAGGUGGGCGUGGAUGGUUUCUCAGUGGGAGAGACACCGCGCAGAAGGGACCACAAUCGACCUAGGGGCGCGCCAGGGGUCGCCUGUUCUGUAUCGGCAGGCCAUACCUCUGCACCAUCUACGUGCUGGCAAUGGGUGAGGAAACUGGGCGAAGGCUGGAAGGUGAAGGGCUGAGGGGAGUGGGAGUGACUACCUAGACCGGCAAAAGCGACGGAAGAGCACCGAAAAAGCGGGAAACCAAGACAGCCAGCGCAGGUGGAAACUGAGAAGGAAGAAGCGGAACAGCCUGGCCCCUGGAGAGAGGCAGCGAGCCACGCAGGGGGAUAGGACUGGAGUAGCCGGGUGCGCAGGGAGCAGGCAGAGGCACUGGCUAAGCCUCGAGCCUCGCCAUCUUUCUACGGCGCAGUCGAUGCGGGCCCACCACAUCGGGGCACACGCUGGAGAAAAUAGCAGCCUGAGCUCAGCUGUUGAGAUCUUUGAAGAAGUUCGCUCGCGAGGCAGGAUAGUGAACAAAUCGAAGGCAGAGAUCCUCACGCGAGAGAAACUGAGCCACCAAGAGAGAAAGACCCCAGGUGAGAGACCUGGAAGCAAAGACCUCGGAGCGAAGGGCACUGACCUGACCAAGAGGAGCGAAAGGCCCGCCCUCGGUGGUCUUAUAUAUAUCGACGGCGCCAGCCACGCAGCCGGGGAGGGCUGACUGGCUGAACAACGCCAAGGAGGUCGCGAGAAUGGUCGGGCUUUCUUAAGGGAUGAAAACAUCGACCAGGACCAGCGCGGCCAAUGGAUGGCGGCAGGGGCGCUAGUAGUAGUCGCCGCUGUUUUGCUCUACGGCUUGGACAGGUCCAAGGCCUCUGGCCAUGGCAUCCUGGAGCAGAUGCAACAAACCCAGACGAGACUGGUCGGCGAGAGCUAUGACAGACCUGAGGGAGGAGAGGAGGCGCGGAGAAGUUUGGGCAGAGAAGGGGGCGGCCUUAAUCGAUCCUCAUGACCAUCCAUGACAAAGGGGCUCGCAGAAACCGCCUUGAAAGGGGGGGGGCGUGGGGCUGUGGUGGGGUGGGGUGGGGUGGGCAGCGUGCUUGAAUGAGUGAGGGGGAAGCUGGCUGGAGGUGUGCUGGGUUAGAGUGGAUUGCUAGGGGCAGCUGGGUGGCGUUGCAAAUUGAAGCGGGCUGCGCUUGGUUGAGGGAAGGGGGGGCGAGAAGCGUGCUGCGGCUUUCUCAUCUGGAGGGGCAAGGGGCGGCUAUGCUGCUCGGGAGCUCGGUUUUGGCUGGGGGUGCUUGUGCAGGGGCUUCGCCUCCUUUCAAGCUGGUCGACUUUGUCUCAAAAGGACGGACUUUUUUCAAAGCGUUCGGCUUUUUCAAUAGGAAGGAUUUUGGUCGCUCCUUCGACUACCACAAGGUCCGACGAAGCCGAAAGUGAUUCUAAGGUGCCAGCAAAUUCUAUUCUUUGAAAGUCUACAAAAAAAGUCCAUCGCCCUGACCUCUCUCAUUACUUUUUCCGUUGGGUCUGAUGCGUCUGAUCUGUUGCUCCUUUCAAGUGUUUCGGCUUAUUCAAAUUCCCCGGCUUUUCUUGUUUUCUUUAAUUUUUUCGAAAAAACCAGGCGUCUGGCUUUGAUGUUCAGUCUAGCGCGGGUUUUGGCUUGACCGUGUUGAGGAGCGGUCCUGGUGAAGAUUCCGCUUCGUUCGUCAUCCGAUUCGAAGCAGGCGAAAUAGAUCACCGUGGUUUUGUGAAUUUUACAACUCUCGCGUCCAAAGAACCGGACGGACGUCCCCUCGUACCUGAUCACGAACAACUACGUGUGUGUGUGCGCCUUCGUCCAUGUGAUCCUGCUCCUUCUAGCUUCAUGCAAGCAAACACGGCAACCGCCUCCUUCUUCCACAACGUCCUAUCUUCUGCUUCCAACAACCCAGCACUCGUUCUUGGCUCCAGUGUGAUCUUCCUGGCGGGAUUCCUCUUCUGUUCGAAGCGCGCGCGCCGUACUGCGUCGCAGCUUUUUCGCUACAGCAGCUACUCACCUGACCAACAGACGAGCAUCACAGCAUCCACAAGCAGCGAGGGCAUUUAUGGCGCCCUGGAGAAUGGAGAAAAAGUGGCGGAGAUGUAA
Amoebophrya sp. A25 is the source of this 5947-nucleotide messenger RNA. NCBI's taxonomy places the organism in Eukaryota, Dinophyceae, Syndiniales, Amoebophryaceae. The record is from the annotation of a GenBank genome assembly.